UAAGCCAGGAACCAAAAUCCUAAUUUAAUAGAUAAAUAAGGUAGAUUUCUGCUUCUCCUCUUAACAUUUCCAAAUGCAAAAAAACUCCGUGCGUUUACGAGUUUACGUGUUGACAGAGCUGAUAGUUAAAUAAAACCGAAAUGUCACUGUUUUGUGCACUUUCAAAUGAGGUGCCAGAGCAUCCCGUUAUAUCUCCAGUUUCGGGAUCAAUAUUUGAAAAGAGACUGAUCGAAAAAUAUAUUGCUGACAAUGGAAUUGAUCCCAUCUCACGUAAAGAUCUUACCAUAGAACAACUGAUAGAGGUCAAAACGACAUCCAUUGUUCGACCGAAACCAGCCAGUGCCACAUCAAUUCCAGCAAUUUUAAAAAUUUUACAAGACGAAUGGGAUGCCGUAAUGCUUCAGUCAUUCACACUUAGACAGCAGCUACAAACCGCGCGACAAGAGCUUUCGCAUGCUCUCUACCAACACGAUGCCGCGUGUCGAGUCAUUGCCAGGUUGACGAAAGAAGUUACUGCUGCUCGAGAAGCUUUGGCUACUCUCAAACCACAAGCUGGAAUCACACAACCCACAGCAAUACCACAACCAGCUGUCGCAGCAGAAGCUGGUGGCUCAGCAGCUCAACCAACCGAACAAGCUGGCAUCACAGACGAAGUUAUCCAGCAACUUCAAGAUAGAGCUACAGUUCUUACACAAGAGCGAAAACGACGAGGACGUUCCGUCCCAGAAGAUCUUUUCACAGCCGACAACAUUCGCAAUUUCCAAACUCUCUCCAGUCAUCCUAGUCUCCAUUCUGCGAGUGCUCCUGGUAUUCUUGCUCUCGACAUUCACAAUGCAGACACAAGGAUGAUAUUGACCGGAGGCGCUGACAAGAAUGCAACAGUAUUCAAUAAAGAAAAUGAGCAAAUCAUAGCCAUUCUCAAGGGACACACGAAAAAGGUGACACGAGUUAUCUAUCAUCCGGAAGAGGACGUGGUAAUGACGGCCUCGCCAGAUUCAACAAUUCGUGUGUGGAACGUUGCAACCAGUCAGACAACACUAUUGUUAAGAUGUCACGAUGCUCCAGUUACCGGCCUUUCGUUACAUCCUACUGGAGAUUAUUUACUUAGUUCUUCGUUAGAUCACUACUGGGCGUUUUCAGACAUUCGAACUGGACGGUUAUUGACAAAGGUGGCAGGUCAGGGAAAUCAACCUCUAACCACUGCCCAGUUUCAUCCUGACGGUUUAAUCUUCGGAACGGGUACAGCUGAUUCUCAAGUCAAAAUCUGGGAUCUGAAAGAACAGUCGAACGUGGCCAAUUUCCCUGGUCAUAAUGGACCUAUAACUGCAAUCAGCUUUUCAGAAAACGGAUACUACUUGGCUACCGCAGCGGAGGAUUCGUCCGUGAAACUUUGGGAUUUACGGAAGUUGAAGAAUUUCAAAUCCUUACAACUCGAAGAAUCGUAUGAAGUGAAAGACAUCUGUUUCGAUCAGAGUGGAACAUAUCUUGCAGUGGCUGGAUCCGAUGUCAGAAUCUUCUUGUGUAAGCAAUGGCAAGAACUUAAAGUCUUCAAUGAUCACACAGCCACAGCCACAGGCGUUCGCUUCGGAAAACAUGCCCAGUAUAUUGCUUCAACCAGUAUGGACCGCACACUUAAACUUUAUGGAAUGCCGAAAGAUAGAGCGUAAUUAUGUAUGUAAUUUUUACACGUGUUGAACUUAGACCCAAGCGUUCAUUCUUUUAUAAAUAAAUUAUUAUAUUAUGACUGUAAAA
Molecule: messenger RNA, 1752 nt
Organism: Belonocnema kinseyi
Lineage: Eukaryota; Metazoa; Arthropoda; Insecta; Hymenoptera; Cynipidae
Gene: Prp19
Product: pre-mRNA-processing factor 19
Exons: 8
Coding region: 141-1667 (508 amino acids)
Biological process (GO): mRNA splicing, via spliceosome; DNA repair; protein ubiquitination
Cellular component (GO): cytoplasm; Prp19 complex; U2-type catalytic step 1 spliceosome
Molecular function (GO): ubiquitin protein ligase activity; protein binding
Source: RefSeq, a predicted model, not a curated record